AUGCUUCAGACGCCAUCCAGAGCCUCAACUGCUUCAUCGUCGUCGUUUCAACCAUUGUCGCGCCAAAACACCAUGUCGUCCUACGAUGGCUCUCGCUCGGCGCGCCAGUCCAAGCGGUACUCCAUGUCCGCGCUGUACUUGUCUAUGUCAGCAAAUGAGGGUGAAAUGCAGAUCGAAGAUGAUCUGGCCAAAGCCCAGAAAGUACUGCGGGAUUUGAAGACAAAAAUCUCGUCGCAGUCUAAAAAGAACUUUGUUCUUGAAAAAGAUGUGCGGUAUUUGGACUCGAGAAUCGCUCUACUCAUCCAGAAUCGGAUGGCUCUUGAAGAGCAAAAUGAAGUUGCCAGCCAUCUCGAGGAUGCUACCGAGGUUCAGGAAGGUGUUUUCCCAAAUGAUGACAAGACCCAGAAAUACGGCAAUCUCUUGUUUCUCUUGCAAUCUGAGCCCAGACACAUCGCACAUUUGUGCAGACUGGUAUCAAUGGCCGAAAUAGACUCCUUGCUGCAGACAGUCAUGUUCACCAUCUACGGAAACCAAUACGAAAGUCGUGAAGAGCAUUUACUUCUGACCAUGUUUCAGUCUGUCCUUACAUACCAAUUCGACAACACUCCGGAUUAUUCCUCCCUGCUUCGGGCCAACACACCCGUGUCUCGCAUGAUGACAACCUAUACACGCCGCGGUCCUGGCCAGAGUUUUCUCAAGACUGUGCUGGCCGACCGUAUCAACAGCCUUAUUGAGUUGAAAGACCUGGAUCUGGAGAUUAAUCCUCUCAAAGUCUACGAGCGCAUGCUUGAGCAGAUUGAAGAGGACACCGGGACCCUCCCCCCAAAUUUGCCAAAGGGCAUCACAGGCGAGCAGGCCGCUGAAAAUCCACAAGUCCAGGCAAUCAUUGAACCUCGACUUACUAUGCUUACGGAAAUUGCCAAUGGAUUUUUGAGUACUAUCAUUGAGGGCCUCGAAGAGGCGCCUUACGGCAUCCGCUGGAUCUGCAAGCAAAUCAGGAGCCUGACCAAGCGAAAAUACCCUGAUGCAAACGACCAGGUCAUCUGCACUUUGAUUGGCGGUUUCUUCUUCCUUAGAUUCAUCAACCCAGCUAUUGUCACUCCCAAAUCGUACAUGCUUAUUGACGGCACUCCCGCUGAACGGCCCCGACGAACCCUGACAUUGAUCGCCAAGAUGCUUCAAAAUCUUGCCAACAAGCCUUCGUACGCCAAAGAACCCUACAUGGCGAAGCUUCAGCCUUUCAUCCAGCAGAAUAAAGACAGAAUCAACAAGUUCAUGUUGGAUCUUUGUGAAGUCAGUGACUUCUACGAGAGCCUGGAAAUGGACAACUACGUUGCGCUGUCAAAGAAGGACCUUGAGUUGGACAUAACAUUGAAUGAAAUUUAUGCCAUGCACGGACUCAUAGACAAACACUAUCAAGAGCUCUGCAAGGAUGAAAAUUCACAUCUGGCUGUGAUCAUGUCGGAACUUGGUCCAUCUCCCGCUCAAGUACCACGCAAGGAGAACCGGGUGAUUAAUUUACCGCUGUUCAGCAGGUGGGAAACUGCAAUCGACGAUCUAACCGCAGCGCUCGACAUCACACAGGAGGAAGUGUUCUUUAUGGAGGCCAAGUCCAUCUUUGUGCAGAUCUUGCGGACCAUCCCCCAGAGCAGCGCGGUGCUGCGACGCCCGUUGCGUCUGGAGCGGGUAGCCGAUGCCGCGGCAACGAGCCGUAACGACGCUGUCAUGGUUCGCAAAGGCAUUAGGGCCAUGGAGCUCCUUUCGCAGCUGCAAGAGCUGGGCGUUAUCGACAGGAGCGAUCAAUUUGACUUGCUGCGAGAUGAGGUUGAGCAGGAAUUGCAGCAUCUCGGGUCCCUGAAGGAAGGCGUUAUUGCCGAGACCGCGAAGCUGGAGGAGGUGUACAAGACGAUUCGUGACCACAACACGUAUUUGGUCGGGCAACUGGAGACGUACAAGAGCUAUUUGCACAACGUGCGUUCCCAGAGUGAGGGCACCAAGCGAAAACAGCAGAAGCAGCAGGUGCUUGGACCAUACAAAUUCACGCACCAGCAGCUCGAGAGGGAGGGAGUGAUCCAGAAGAGUAAUGUUCCGGAUAACAGACGGGCCAACAUCUACUUCAACUUCACCAGCCCUUUGCCAGGCACAUUUGUUAUUUCACUGCACUAUAAAGGUCGCAACAGGGGUCUUUUGGAACUCGAUCUUAAGCUGGACGAUUUGCUUGAGAUGCAGAAAGACAACCAGGACGAGCUCGAUCUGGAAUAUGUGCAGUUCAACGUACCAAAGGUGCUUGCGCUGCUCAACAAGCGAUUUGCUCGAAAGAAAGGGUGGUAA
Messenger RNA from Metarhizium album ARSEF 1941, 2331 nucleotides. RefSeq names its product GTPase-activator protein for Ras-like GTPase containing protein. Lineage: Eukaryota; Fungi; Ascomycota; Sordariomycetes; Hypocreales; Clavicipitaceae. Gene Ontology annotation, biological process: regulation of GTPase activity; regulation of actin cytoskeleton organization. Bases 1 to 2331 code for a protein of 776 amino acids. The record is from RefSeq and is a predicted model, not a curated record. Gene Ontology annotation, molecular function: GTPase activator activity; protein binding. Gene Ontology annotation, cellular component: cell cortex. The transcript is spliced from 5 exons.